Messenger RNA from Sorghum bicolor (sorghum), 991 nucleotides. Its product is annotated as universal stress protein YxiE. The record is from RefSeq and is a predicted model, not a curated record. The coding region runs from base 92 to 616 and encodes 174 amino acids. Lineage: Eukaryota; Viridiplantae; Streptophyta; Magnoliopsida; Poales; Poaceae. The transcript has 4 exons.
ACAUGUCUAUUACAUCGACGACGCCAUCCAGCAAUCGGAGAAAAGCCUCACCGGAGUCCGAGAGAGAGAGACUCAAGAGAGAGCGACGACGAUGACGAUGAAGGUGCUGGUCGCGGUGGACGACAGCGACGGCAGCCGCCACGCGCUGGCCUGGGUGCUCGACCACCUCUUCCCGGCCGCCGAGCAGCCGCACCAGGAGGAGCCUCAGCCGGCGCUGGUGCUCGUCCACGCCCAGGAGCCUCUCCGGCACGUCAUGAUGUACCCGGUCGGGCCAGGGUCCGCGGUGUACGGCGCGCCGUCGAUGAUGGAGAGGGUGCGGGCGGCGCAGGCGGAGAACGCGCGCAACCUGCUCGACAGGGCCAACCAGAUCUGCCACCGACGAGGGGUGAGCGCGGAGUGCGUGGUGGUGGAGGGCGACCCGAGGGAGGCGUUGUGCCGCGCCGCCCAAGACAUGGGCGCCGGGCUGCUCGUCGUCGGCAGCCGUGGCCUCGGCGCCAUCAAGAGGGCGUUCCUGGGGAGCGUGAGCGACUACUGCGCGCAGCACGCGAGCUGCCCGAUCAUGGUGGUCAAGCCGCCGCCUCGCGAAAACGAGCAUGCCCACCGGGCGACGACCUAGCUGAUCGGUCUCCGGUCUGAUCCCUUCUUCAACUUCAACUCCAGGGAACAAACAGAUGGAGGCCGCGGAUCAGUAUCUCACUCAUGUCGCGCUCGAUCUGCUGCUAUUCGUUCUUUUCUGCCCGCCCCCUGCUCCCUGCUCUCUGCUCUGCUCUAGAUGGAUCCAUCUUUCUCCUAUCCGUGCUUCUCCUCUCAUGUCGAUGGACUCAAAGAAUCACCAUGCUUGCUUUGUACUAGUAGGUAAAUGUGUAAAUUACCACGCCGUGAUGAACAUCUCGAUUCUUCUUUACGUUGCAAAAAUCAUGGUUCGACGAAGUAAAGUAUCUUUACACUCUUGACGAGAAAUAAUAAAUAAAACUGAGUAAAUUUAUUCGAA